AGCAGACAUUAGAGCCAGGGAACUAUACUUUGAAAAUGAAAUGGACUGGUCGUGAUGCUGCAGAAGAUUGGUUCGACCAACGAAUGGGUUUUUUUCGAGCGUAUGACACAUUAGCAAACCAUAGUCGUCAAUACCUUGUAACAACGCACUUUGAGCCUUCAGGAGCUCGUAGUACAUUUCCAUGUUGGGAUGAACCAGGGUUUAAAGCUCAAUUUGAAAUAUCUGUUAAGCAUUCUCAAAAUUAUAUUGCAUUGUCAAAUAUGCCAGAAAAAAGUCAUCAAGAGUUGCAGGAUGGUCGAGUCAUAACCCACUUUGAAAGAUCAUUGGUAAUGUCCCCAUAUCUUCCUUGUGUAGCUGUUGCUAAUUAUAAAUCAAUUAAAAAUGCUCAUGGCAACAUAACAUUUUAUGGUUUGGAAAGUAAUUUAGAAUCGUUGAGAUUCGCCUUAGAAGUUAGUGAAAAAGUUAUACCAGCAAUGGAAGCUUAUACUGGUAUGCCAUACGCAAUGCCAAAACUAGAUCAGAUCUGCAUUCCUCAAUAUACAGGUGCCAUGGAACAUUGGGGACUAGUCAGUUACCUCACUUCGAUGGUAAAAUUGGAAAAUACUACAUUGAUUCCUAAUGUUGAAAAAAAAGAUCGCAUAAUUUUUCUUGUUGCUCAUGAAUUGGCACACCAAUGGUUUGGUAAUCUUGUGAGCCCCGUAUGGUGGGAUGAUACUUGGUUGAAUGAAGGUUUCGCUGCGUAUUUUCAAUCAAAAAUUAUUGAUCAGAUUUAUCCACACUGGCGUGUAAUGGAUUAUUUUGUAAUAGAGGAUGUAAAUCAUGAAUCUUAUGAUGCUGAAACCGUUAUUCCAGAAGUUAAACCAAUCAAGUGGUCACCUCAUGAAAAAAUAUCUCUCCGCAGAAUAUUUAAUCCAGUUACAUAUCGUAAAGGAGCUGCCGUCAUUCAUAUGCUCGAACACAUACUUACUGAAGAUGUUUUUCGUAAAGGACUUCAGAGAUAUUUAAAAGCACAUCAAUUUACUGCUGUUGUUACUGACGAUCUGUGGAAGGCUUUUCAAGAAGCAUACAAUGAACAAUAUGGUGACAAACCACUAGAUAUUAAAGAAAUGAUGGAUCCUUGGUUAGAACAAACGGGUACACCGAUUGUAACUGUCACUCGAAAUUACGAAACGGGUGAAACAAAUUUGACACAAAAAAAUUUCCGUGUAACUCCUGACAAUACAUGGAAAAUUCCGAUAAACUAUGCAACCAAGUCAAAUCCGGAUUUCUCACGAACAGCCCCAACGAUGUGGAUGGAAUAUAAUGAAAAAGAAAUUACAUUACCUGAUAUUAAUAAAGAUGAUUGGAUUAUUCUUAACAUUCAACAAAGAGGAUUCUAUCGAGUCAAUUACGAUAGAGAAAAUUGGCAACGUAUUGCAGAAUAUCUCAAUUCUGACGACUAUGAUAAAAUCCAUCCUGUUAAUCGGGCACAACUUCUCGAUGAUAUUUAUAGAAUAUAUCAAGAUGAUAAUUCUUACCUUGAUGUACUGGUUAAUAUAACUUCGUACUUACAUCGAGAAACAGAUUAUUUACCAUGGGUUCCUGCCGGCAAUAUUAUUUUGGAUAUGAUUUCAAAGUUGAAUAAUUCACCUGAAGAAGAAUUAUUUGAAAUGUACAUGCUUUUUCUCACCAAUAAAACAAUGGAUAAGCUUGGUUUUGAAGAUCGUGAAGGUGAAGAUCACUUAGCUCUUCGAGUCCGAAGUAUACUUGCUCCAAUGGUUUGUAGAUUUGGCCAUACUGAUUGCAGAUCGUUUGCUUAUCGAUUAUUUAUUAAAUAUUUAGAAAAUCCAGCUGAAAAUACACUCCCUAGCUCUGAUUGGGCAUGGAUUAUGUGUGCUGGUCUUCGAAAAUCGAACAACACUAUGAGAGAAAAAUUUUUAACUGCUGAAUUGAAAACCGAUUCUGAUGAUUGGUCCCAAGUAACCCUUUUCAUACAAUGUACCAAUGAUACGCAAUUGCGUGAUGAUUACAUAACUUCGUUACUAAAAUCUAAUUCAACAACUGAUGUGGAGGAGAUCGAUUCAAUAUUUGAUCAUUUACUUGAUAGCAAACUGGGUGAUGUCAAUUACGCAUUAAAUUAUAUGACCAAUAAUUUCAAGGAGAUCAAAAAAUUCUAUGAUGAAUCUGAUGAUGAUUCAUAUUUAGUUCCUAUUUCUCGACUAUCUCUUGCAGUGCGAACUAAUGAUCAAAUUGAAAAAUUUAAAACGUUCAUUGAAAAUAUUAUUCCUGAUCUGAAGGGACAAUCCGAGUGGGAAAUAUCAUACUUAAGAACUUCACUUACGGAAAGCGUAGAUGCUUCCAAUAAGGCAAAAUUAAAUUCAGCAAAGUUUCAUGAGCUUCUGGAUCAAAAAAUUAUCGAUCUUAAUGUUGUUGAAAUUGGAAAAGCAUUGAAAAAUAAAGCUUGA
Molecule: messenger RNA, 2444 nt
Organism: Microplitis demolitor
Lineage: Eukaryota; Metazoa; Arthropoda; Insecta; Hymenoptera; Braconidae
Product: aminopeptidase N-like
Exons: 9
Coding region: 36-2444 (802 amino acids)
Biological process (GO): proteolysis; peptide catabolic process
Cellular component (GO): cytoplasm
Molecular function (GO): peptide binding; zinc ion binding; metalloaminopeptidase activity
Source: RefSeq, a predicted model, not a curated record